UUGUGGCCCAGAGGUGUAUAGAACCGAGUGAAAAGGUGGACUAUAACAUUCAGAGAGGUGACAGGAUGUGAUGAUAAUGGGAAGUAAUUUGGGUGUGGUCAUAAUGAGAUAUCUUGGGUGUGGUAAUAAUGGGGUGUAUUUUGGGUGUGUUCCUAAUAAGAUAUAUCUUGGAAGUGGUAAUAAUGAGGUGUAUUUUGGGCGUGGUCAUAAUGAUAUCUAUCUUUGAUGUAAUAAUGGGGUGUAUUUUGGGUCUGGUCAUAAUUAGAUAUAUCUUGGAUGUGGUAAUAAUAGUGUAUUUUGGGUGUGGUCAUAAUGAGAUAUAUCUUAGGUGUGGUAAUAAUGGUGUGUAUUUUGGAUGUGUUCCUAAUAAGAUAUAUCUUGGGAGUGGUAAUAAUGAGGUGUAUUUUGGGUGUGGUCAUAAUGAUAUCUAUCUUGAAUAUGGUAAUAAUGGAAUAUAUUUUGGGUGUGGUCAUAAGAUAUAUCUUGGAUGUGGUAAUAAUGGGAUGUAUUUUGGGUUUGGUCAUAAUGAGAUAUAUCUUGGAUGUGGUAAUAAUGGAGUGUAUUUUGGGUGUGGUCAUAAUGAGAUAUAUUUUGGAUGUGGUAAUAAUAGGGUGUAUUUUUGGUGUGGUCAUAAUGAGAUAUAUUUUGGAUGUGGUGAUAAUAGGGUGUAUUUUGUUUGUGGUAAAAAAGUAUUUUGAGUGAUGAUAAGGAAUAUAUUUUUGAUGUAAUAAAAUUUAGGGUUGCCAUAUAUGAACUAUCAAAAUUCCGGACAUCUUCACUAACACCUGAUUAUGGUCCUGAUAUGAUACUGGAAAACAUGUAAAUUAAUGAAAAGAAACUCAACGUAUUUAUACCUUCGCAUAUGGCUGAUAAUCUUGAAUUCCGUUUUCACGGAUAUGUCCGGGAAAAUCCGGACGUAUGCCAACCCUAUAUAAUAAUAUUUAUAAAUGGGAUGUAUUUUGGAUUUUUUAAUAAUGAGAUAUAAACAGCCUACAUGCAGCCAGUAAAUGCAGUGACCAGCCAACAUGCAACCAAUGAAUGCAGUGACCAGCCUGCAUAGCCCAGUGAAUGCAUUGACCAAGCUCAUAGCCCAAUGAAUGCAGUGACUAAGCCCCACAAGGAUGAUCAAUAAGUGACGCAGGCUCUCGACGCAUUAGUUCAAGUAUCAGCGUCUUUUACAUAAGAACAGGGAAAACCAAGAAGUUAUCUGGCCUGUAUGCUGCAGUUCCUUUACUUGUCUCGUGAUGGAGUAAGAAAGUGAGAUAAAAUUUAUCCUUUGGUCUCUGGGUCGCUAACCAAAACAGUCAUGGCGGCGGCAGCGGCCCAGCGGGACUUUAAGCUGCCGUGGCACACAAUUCGCUCCUCUUUUUGUCUAGAUGGAAAUUUCUGCGAGGGAGACGCAGGCGGGACAGGAGAGGACCUGGACAUGGUGAUCUGGCUUGUGAACCAACAUGGUGCCGGCCAGACUGUGCUGGACCUUGCCCUGGAUGCCAUCUGGGGCGCCCUCAGACGCUCCAUCAGCCCAAAUUUCUGGUCUCACUUCACAACCUACAAUGCCAGCAAGAGCAAGGAUGAUGAGGGAAGUGUGGAAGUGAUGUCUCGAGUGUCCAGUGCUGUGGGAGAACUGUACAGCAGCGCCACAGCUUUCCUGCCACAGAUACACAGGUGCGAGAUGCUGUGUGAGAGAACAGGUGCCAAGUAUGAGGAGUAUGUGCCAGGGGGUCUAAUGGAGCACUUCAAGUUGCACCUAAGAGCCACACUGCACAGCCAAAUGCCAGCCUCCUUCACUCUCCUCUUCCAGAAAUUCUAUGCUGCAGCCUUUAAAGUUUUCUACCAUACUGAGAUUGGAAGUCAAGCAGAGGAGUCUGAGGAGACAACUGAGGAGGCCAUCCAGUGUGGGGGCUGUGAGGCGUCGUCUGAUGCCUGUCACUGUCAGGCCAUCACCAACACCUUCACUCAGGUCAACAGACAAUUGCUGGAGCUGGACUUGUUAGAGAGGCUUGCAGGCGACAUGAUUUCCUCUCAGCUUCUCUCUACCAUCACCUCCCACGUCACCUCCACUUGCAGAGAUUCCUAUGAUCAGUCUCGCAUCACGCAGCUAGAAAAGUGGGUGGAGAAUGUGGUGGUGGGGUGGCUGGAGGUGGUGUACUGUGGUGGUCGAGGGAAGCUGUCAUCUGCGGAAUCAGCAGUGCAGAACAUGGUGGCUGAGAACCUCCACCAGACCUACAUGACAGCACUAUACCACACCUACACCACCACCAGGAUUGACCAGCUCUUUAACAUUGUCAUUGAGUACCCUGAGUCUCAGCCAGCUCUUGAAGACAUCAGGGAGUGUCUGGACCGCACACACCUCAGAGACCGUCUUGUGGAAUCCCUGCGUUCUGCUUUUCAGACUCGCCUUCUCCACCCUGGUGUGAACACAACUGACGUCCUUCACGCCUACAUUUCUGCCAUCAAGGCGCUAAGGGUUCUGGAUCCCAAGGGAGUGCUGCUGGAACUGGUGUCAGAGCCUGUGAGGCAGUACUUGCGAGGUCGAGAGGAUACAGUGCGCUACAUAGUGACGAGUUUGACUGACGAAUGUUGCUCUGAGCUGUCUGAGGAGCUGAUGGUGGCCACUCCCUUGGUGCUGGAUGACUCCCACAGUGAUGAAGAUAGUAUGGAACACUGGGACACCUGGACACCUGAUCCAGUACAUGCCCACACCUUGAAAUCCAAGUCACAGCGCACGGCAGACAUCAUUUCCAUGCUGGUCAACAUUUACGGGAGCAAGGACGUGUUUAUUACCGAGUAUCGCACUAUUCUGGCCGACCGCAUCCUCUCCCAGUUCAGCUACGACACAGAGAGGGAGAUCCGAUACCUGGAGCAUCUCAAAGUGAGAUUUGGGGAGACGCUGGCACUUCUACAUAAGUGUGAGGUGAUGGUGAAGGAUGUGGCUGACUCAAAACGCAUCAACCAAUCCAUCAACUCAGACGAAAACCCACGGAGGGAGAAACAGAAAUUCCCGGUGUCUUGCAUGAUUCUGUCUGCGCAGUUCUGGCCGUCAUUCAAGGAGGAGCGACUGCAGUUGCCAGAGGAGGUGCUGAAGGAACUGGAAACUUACACUGAAGCUUUCCAGGAACUUAAAGGGAACAGGACUCUUAACUGGAAGCACCAUCUUGGCCAGGUACAGUUGGAAGUCGAGCUAAAACAUCGCACUCUCUCGGUCAGUGUCACACCAACCCAGGCCACAAUCAUCUUCCACUUCCAGGACAGAAAACGUUGGACCAUUGACGAGCUGAGCAGCGUCACUCAAGUACCCAAGACUGUCCUGAGGCGAAAGAUUACCUUCUGGCAGACACAGGGAGUGUUGCAGGAGGUGGAAUCGGAUGUGUUUCUGUUGGUGGAGGGGGAAGGGGAUGGGGAUGAGGGCUUGGCGGCAGCAGCAGGGGCGGCCUCCCCUGACAUCGCCCCCCCAGCCAUUGAGGAGGAUGAGGCAGAGAGUGUCAUGGCCUCAGCUCAGGACCAGAGAGAGGAAGAGCUGCAGGUGUUUUGGUCAUACAUUGUGGGUAUGCUCACCAACCUGGACUCUCUGCCCCUGGAGCGCAUUCACGCCAUGCUCAAAAUGUUUGUCCAGGGCUCAGUGGAGUGUAGUCCACAGGAGCUAAGGGACUUUCUGGAUCGAAAAGUGCGCCAACACCACCUCAUCUUCACCAACGGACUCUACAAGCUUCCCAAGAAUUAAGCUGAAUCUCCUGUAGUUCUUAAGUGGGCAGCAAAUAUUUGACCUUGUUUUGAGAGACUAUAUUUUGCAGUCUUGUCUACACCAGUGGACUCUACAAGCUGCUCAAGAACUAAUAGUUGAGGACUUGUAUGAGCAUAAUGACAUUUCUUGGUAAUUUCAUACAAGGAGGUGCAUGAAUGGUUCCUGAAUGGCUCCCGAUUUCUUCACAUUGAAGAGGACAAUCAUAGUUUAGUAAUCUAAGCAUCAAUAAGUUGGUGCAGAGACCAGUCUGUUGAAGAAGCAAGCAUUAAGUCAUUUGGUGAACUCUGUAUUGUGUGAAAAAGCUUACAUCUGUUCCCAUGUACUUUGGAAAUUGACUGUUAUCUAUAUGAAGAAAAGACCAUUUAAUGAUGAGAAAUGUGAGUGUGGACACCAGACUUUGGUGAUGGGCACUGUACAUUAGUUAAAUUAUUUGCCACCAUGGAAAUAUGUGGUAAAUCCAGAUUGAUAAUAUUACUACUGUACAAGAAAAUAAUGAGAAACAUGAAUCACUUGAAUAGUAAAUCCUCUGACAUGUGCAUUUUAUCAAACCAAGACAAACAAGAUUUAAAGAAGUGUAUGUGAAGAGUCCCCCAAGAGGGAAAGUAACUGGCUACACAGUGAUGUUAUUGGUGAGUGUUAUGAUGUUACAGCACAUUGGUCUUUGGUUUGGGAUGUUGCACUAUUAUAAUUGGCCAUGCACAGUAAUUGGGUUAUGUAAUUUGUACUGAAUAAGAAUUUCUACAUUAGUUUUUAUAAAUAUUUGUCUUCUAACCAUUGUUCAUUGUAGUAAUGGUUGGUUUGGGUUAUUUCUUUAGUUUUUAUAAAUAUUUGCCUUCUAACCAUAGUUCAUUGUAGUAAUGGUUGGUUUGGGGUAUUUCCUGUUUGUAAAUACAGAUACAGAUGUAGAUAUUAAUAUAAUUUUUGUAUGAAUAAAUACUAACCUCUCAGAACAA
Scylla paramamosain (green mud crab) is the source of this 4695-nucleotide messenger RNA. RefSeq names its product anaphase-promoting complex subunit 2-like (gene morula). The transcript is spliced from 17 exons. Gene Ontology annotation, biological process: metaphase/anaphase transition of mitotic cell cycle; protein K11-linked ubiquitination; ubiquitin-dependent protein catabolic process. Gene Ontology annotation, molecular function: ubiquitin protein ligase binding. Gene Ontology annotation, cellular component: anaphase-promoting complex. The record is from RefSeq and is a predicted model, not a curated record. NCBI's taxonomy places the organism in Eukaryota, Metazoa, Arthropoda, Malacostraca, Decapoda, Portunidae. The coding region runs from base 1307 to 3721 and encodes 804 amino acids.